This is a messenger RNA of Aspergillus fijiensis CBS 313.89, 828 nucleotides long. RefSeq names its product NAD(P)-binding protein. Bases 1 to 828 code for a protein of 275 amino acids. NCBI's taxonomy places the organism in Eukaryota, Fungi, Ascomycota, Eurotiomycetes, Eurotiales, Aspergillaceae. Gene Ontology annotation, molecular function: oxidoreductase activity, acting on the CH-OH group of donors, NAD or NADP as acceptor. The transcript is spliced from 5 exons. The record is from RefSeq and is a predicted model, not a curated record.
AUGCCUUCGUACUUGAUCACGGGAGCCUCUCGGGGCCUGAGUUGGGAAUUUCUCCGCCAGAGAUCAAGCGAUCCGAAGAAUACGGUCAUUGGACUCGUUCGCGAUAAGCCUGCAACCGAAAAGAGGGCAGACAUAACCGACUACAACAGCUUACAGGUGGAGAUUCGCAUUUUCCAGCACGGAGACGCUUACCGUGUGGCUAAUGAUCCCCCGGCAGCAUCAGCUCAGACCGCGCUCAUCACCGGUGGAGGUCUCGACUACCUCAUCGCUAAUGCAGGCUACGUGUCGAAAUUCGAUGCAUAUGAUGGAAUUGGUGUUCUGGGCGAGCAACCCCAAGCGCUGGAAGAAGACCUCACACACUGCUUUCGAGUCAACGUCCUGGGUAACAUCCACCUGUUCAACGUGUUUCUGCUCCUAAUCCUCCAGGGCGAGGCCAAGAAGGUCAUCGCUCUCUCUACCGGUCUGGCAAAUCUGAGCCUUAUCCCGAAGUAUAAUGUGGAGGUCGCGUCGCUGUAUGCCAUCAGCAAGGCGGGGUUGAACACCGCGGUGGCCAGGUCCAGUGCACAGUAUGCCAAACAUGGGGUGUUGUUGAUGAGCAUCUGUCCCGGCAUGGUGAAAACCGGCCAUUUCACAGACGCGACUCCCGAGCAAAUGCGAGGCCUGGCAGGCAUGCUCACGGCUUUUCGCGAGUACGCCCCGCACUUCCGCGGCCCCAGUACCCCCGAAGCAGCCGUGCGAGACGUGCUCUCAGUGAUGCACAGAGCUAGUGUUCAGAACGGAAACGGCGGCACCUUCGUCUCGCAUUAUGGAACUCAGCAGUUUCUGUGA